AUGUGGGCGCACUCGCACCGUCAGUCCAGUUGUGCGCCCUCGCCGGAGAGGCUUUUUGUUGGGAAGUUUCUGUAAGUGAGUCAACACGGCACAGGGAGGACGCCACCCAGCCCCGCCGCCGGAUCCAAUGCUGGGCUUCUCUCUAGGAGGACGCGGGACACGAACGCAACUUCACUUCGCAACAGCCGGGAUUUUUGGUUUUUAACCGUCGCGCAGCGGGGAUGGUUUUGGGCGUUUUGACGCGGCUUUUUCCUCAUUGGAAUUAACGCGGAUCGGGAGAAAUGAAAGUGACGGUGUGUUUCGGGAGGACCCGGGUGGUCGUUCCGUGUGGACAUGGGAAUAUAACAGUCUACAACCUUAUCGAACAAGCGGCCAUGAGGUAUAAGAAGGCGAUCGCAAAGGAACCCACCUACUGGGUCCAAGUCCACAGGUUGGAACAUGGAGAUGGAGGCAUUUUGGACCUGGACGACAUGCUCUGCGAUGUGGUGGAUGACAAAGACAGGCUGGUAGCAGUGUAUGAAGAGCAGGAUCCCCACAAUGGAGGUGACGGCACCAGUGCCAGCUCCACAGGUACACAGAGUCCUGAACCCUUCGCCAGUGACAUCAGUUCGGCAUCGGCCUUCCAGCCCUACCAGACCAACAGUGAGAUCGAGGUGACCCCGACCGCGCUGCGAUCCAACAUGCCUCUCCAUGUCCGUCGCAGCAGUGAUCCCUCCCUGGCCGGCCUUCCUCCGGACGAAGUCCCGGUGGGUCCAGAGGAACCGUCCAGAAAGAAUCCAACUCGCUGGUCCACAACUGCCGGCUUCCAAAAGCACAACAACAAACCAAACACAAGCGCCGGCAUCAGCAGCCUGGAACAAAAGGGUCGAGGAGGCCAUGCCUAUCGGAGUCUUCCUCGUGAUGCGAGUGGCUGGACCACUCAGUUCCAGAGAGAGAUGACUCGGUCUUCCCUCAGCGCCAACCAUCCAAUGGUGGACCGAUGGCUUGACCGGCAGGAGCAGGAGGAGGAGGAAGAAGAGCGAAGGAAACAAGAAAGGAGAAUUGAAAGGAUAGAGCCAGUAGGGAGGGCCGAUUCCUCAUUGGAACAUUCACCUGUGUUAAACCUGGACGGCAUGCUCAAGCCGGUUGAGGUGUCCAAUGAAGGAGGGCCCCUGGGGAUCCACGUAGUGCCUUUCAGCUCACAGGAUGCCAGGACUCAGGGCUUGCUUGUGAAGCGUCUGGAGCGCGGGGGCAAAGCCGAGCAGGAGCGUCUCUUCAAGGAGAACGACUGCAUCGUCAAAAUUAAUCAGGGAGACAUUCGCCACCUGCGCUUCGAACAAGCCCAGAACAUCUUCAGGCAGGCGAUGCGUUGCCCGGUCAUCCUCUUCCACGUGGUCCCCGCAGCCAUGAAGAGGCAGUACGAGCUGCUUUCGGCCCAGAGCGAGCUCAGCCCGCCCCAGUCCAACAGAGUCCGCUUUAGCCAAGACUCUCAGCACCCGGGGGACAGGUCCAGUCUGGUAGGGGGGCUGAUGUCCAGGUCUGGACCACAACCAGGCCUUAACCACAACAACCAGGGACCCCUGGCAGGAAGCACCCCAGAGCCGAGUCGACGGUACACCACGUUACCCCACACCUUGGUCUCCAGGACCUCGUCAGCUCCCUCCCCCACAUUGCAGCGCAGGAUAAGCACAAACCCGUCCACCAGCUCCUACCUAAAGAACAAGGGCCGCAGAUUCAACAUCCAGCUGAAGAAAGGUCCAGAGGGUCUCGGGUUCAGCAUCACAUCCAGAGACGUCCCCAUCGGUGGCAGUGCCCCCAUUUAUGUCAAAAACAUCCUUCCUCGAGGGGCCGCCAUUCAAGAUGGACGAUUAAAAGCUGGAGACCGGCUGCUGGAGGUUAGUGGAGUGGACCUGAAUGGUAAGAGCCAGGAAGAGGUGGUGGCCCUGCUCCGAGCCACACCCAUGGGUGGGACUGUGAACCUGUUGGUGACUCGCCAAGAGGACUCCCUGCUGCCCCGAGAAGUGCAGCCAGAGGAAGAUGACAUGGUAUUAACCCCUGAUGGCACACGAGAGUUCAUGACCUUUGAGAUCCCUCUGAAUGACUCAGGCUCAGCAGGCCUUGGGGUCAGCGUCAAGGGUAACCGGUCCAAGGAGAACCACACCGACCUGGGCAUCUUUGUGAAAUCCAUUAUCCAUGGAGGUGCUGCUAGCAAGGAUGGGCGUCUGCGUGUCAAUGACCAACUCAUUGCAGUCAACGGGGAGUCGUUGCAUGGGAUGACCAACCAGGAAGCCAUGGAGACCCUGCGCAAAUCCAUGUCUGUAGAGGGCAACAAGCGAGGGAUGAUCCAGCUCAUUGUGGCCCGGCUGGUGUCCAAAAGCAACGAGGAGACCCCUGGCAGCCCUCCGGCUUUAGAGCGUCCCAUAAACUCUCUACUGGACAACCACGAGCGCCGGAUUUCCCACUCCCUGUAUGAAACCAUCGAAGGCUUGGACAACAGCUCCACACCGCUGCCUAAUAUGAUCGGACGUAUUGGUAACUACCAGCUCUCUCCGACUGUGAACAUGCCGCAGGACGACAUAGUGAUGAUCGAAGACGAUAGGCCGCCCCUGAUUCCUCCCCACCUUUCUGACCACUCAUCCUCCAGUUCCCACGAUGACAUGGGCUUCGUGGGAGAGAACCCGGUGACCUGGAUCCACGAGCUGCCUGGUCAGAAUGAAUGCUCACUCAGUCCAGACACAGACCCUGAUGCCUCGUUCCAGAGGGAGGGCUUCGGCCGCCAGAGUAUGUCAGAGAAACGCACCAAACAGUAUGAGAAUGCUUCUCAGCUGGAGAUCGUCAAGACGCGCAAGUCCAAGAGCAUGGAUCUAGUAGAAGAUGAGAUUAACCGCAGCACAAGAGCCGAUGGAGGUUCUGCAGAACAAGAGGUCGGACCCUCCCUCGGCUUGAAAAAGUCCAGCUCCCUUGAAAGCCUCCAGACGGCCGUUGCCGGGGCAACUCUGAACGGUGAGAUCAACGUAAACAGGCCACGCUCACGGAUCGUCAGGGGCCGCGGCUGCAACGAGAGCUUCCGAGCUGCAAUUGACAAAUCGUACGAGAAACCCGGCGCCACAACGGCAGAAGAAGAGAACAGCAUGGAUACGCUGGACGAGGACACAGAGGGAAGUUCCAGAUCAGGUCGUGAGUCGAUGUCCACCAGCGGCGACCUCAUUGUGGGCCCCGGGCUGAACGGCAACCUGUCCAAAGAUGACAGACAGAAAGACCGGGACAAGGUUGGGGGGAAGGAAAAGAAGAAACCCGAAAGGGAUAAAGAGAGGGAGAAGGACAAGGACAAGAACAAAGCCAAGAAAGGCGUGCUGAAGGGCCUGGGCGAGAUGUUCAGGUUUGGAAAACACCGGAGGGACGAGCGGCCAGGAGAAAGGAUGGAGAGGAAAGGCUCCAGUAAAUCUAAAGCUGAGGACAUGCAGGCGUCAGAAGAGGAGACCUUGCGGAUGAGGCUGGAACAAGAGAGAAUACAGGCCAAGACGCGGGAGCUUCGGGAGAAGCAGGCCAAGGAGAGGGAAUAUGCCGAGAUCCAAGACGUUGUGAGCCGCACCUUCAGCUCAGAUGAGGAGCACACCUACGCUGGCAUCGGAUCGUUAGACUCGUCGGUGGACAGCAGCAACAUGGAGCCGUACAACCACCACUACCAUCUCCCUCAGAGUCCCCAGAGCCCUCACCUUCCCCUGAGCCUUCAAGAGAACGGCCCACCCCUGGAAGCUCUGUAUGCCCAGGUCAAUAAGCCACGCAAUGGACGCCCUGCAGCUCCAGACAGCAGUGAGAUGGCCCCCAGUAACCAUGACCGGAUACAAAGGCUGAGGCACGAGUUCCAGCAGGCCAGGCAGGAGGAGGACCUCGACGACCAUCGGCACACCUACAGCCUCAGCCAGCCCUGGGUGAGCAAUGGGACGGAGACGCCGAGCGGACGCCACUCAGUAACAGUUGAGACUCAGGUCCAGAAACAGCAGCAAGAGGACAGAGAUGGUUUCCAACAAGCACAGAGACAGUACAGCUCCCUGCCACGGCAGCCUCGUAAGAACCCCAGCACGGCGUCCCAGGACUCGUGGGACAAGGUCUACAUGCCAGCAGAGGGAUUCCAGGCAUCCAAGGAGAACCCUCGCUACCCCGGCGGCCAGGGAGCACGAAACGGCUACCUGGGAACCCCCAGCUUCAAUGCCCGUGUCCUCUUAGAGACUCAGGAGUUGCUUAGGCAGGAGCAGAGACGCAGAGAGCAGGAGGCCAGCAAGACCAGGCUGUCUCCUGGACAGGAAACCACCAGCGGCAGCGCUUACGACCACAGCAGAGACCACGCUCAGGCCUCAGGCUCUCCCCCAGUGCAGGCCCCGCCUCAAUCCAAGGGCCCCUACAGACAAGAUGUACCCCCAUCGCCUUCUCAGCUCGCCAAGCUCAGCAGACUCCAGGGUUCAGAGAAAGGGAGGCUGUUCUACUCCUGAGACUGUAACAAGUGAACUUUUAGGAGAGUAGGACCGACUCUAAGGAGCAUCAACAGGGAAAAAAACAAAGAGGGCAAUGAGUCUGUUUUUUUUAUAAAAUGCUGAGAUACAAAGAUUUUUAUGGGACUGUUGAUAAAAAAUGUUAAUAUUUAAAAAAAAAAGAUUUUUUAAAUAAUAUAACCCAUUUUAGCUGUAUCAGACAGAAAUGAUUUAAGAUCUUUUACUAUCCAGCAUCAUGAUAUCUAUGUGUAUAAGUGCCUUCUCAUCCUUCGAUUGUUCACCUUUUGUAGGCUCCAUCUUUUUGGCUCACGAUGUGCAGCUUUGACCCAUCCAUCAGAUACAUUCAGUAGGGCAGACAUCACAGUCGGUCUGUGCCGUCGCCGCCUCGCCACAUCUGACAGCAGCCCGACCUAACCGUCAAACCCCCGAGCACAAGACUCGGCCCAAGCAUGUUUUUAGUGUUGUGUCAGUCGAUACCAAGCUUGUGUGAAUGAGGCCUAUUUUUGCUGUUCGCUGGAACUUUGUGGAGCGCUACAUGUUUAUGUGAGUGUGUAGUUGUGUGCGUGUGUGUGUGUGUGUGAGUGCUGGCAGGACUUGGCAUGCAGUGACAGAGUGUGGAGGUUAAGCAGCUUGGUUUUGGGCAUGGCCGCUUGGCUUUAUCUCUAUUUCUCUCCGUUCACCAUCGGGAACUCUGAGUGGAGGAAAACAGCUUCAGAUCUCCUUUAUUCCAUCCCUGCCCUGUCCACACAGGGAAUCCAACAGUAUAAAUGGGGUCAGGUUUGGGUUAUUAAUUAAUGUGCCUCAUGAAAAAUGAAUAUGUCCCUUUGUGUUAUAUAUGUUGCCUUGUAUGGCGAGAAGAAAGAAACGGCGACAUCGCCGGCGUGGCCCCAGCCUCUCCUCCAGUGAUUUGGCUGUAACCAAAGCCGCUAGGUGUCUGAGUUGUUCCCCGCUGAAUAUUUCAUCAGGGUGGUUACACGGGAAACCACAUCAGCUCUGCAGUGGGCAGCCUCAGCGUGGGUCUGCCCAUCCAUCGUCCCGAUACAAUAGAGCUGAUUUUGUUUUCCUUUCAUCAUUAUGUGCAUUGGUAGAAACCCGGUUGGGAGAUUUUCCGUCGUUCAAUCAAUACCUGGUGGUGCAUUUUGGCAUGUGAAAGUCUAUACGUAUGGCCCUGUGUGGGUGUUUUCUUGUGUUUCCACCCCUUUAAGAAUAAGAAUUUGAGCUGUAGUUGUCAGAUUGAGGACAUUUUUGCACUGUGAAACCAUUUUUUUGAAGGCCAUAGGUGAGGAUUCAUUUUGGGUUUAGGUGUUUAGGUGAAGUAUUAACUAUGUUUGUUGACAGGUAGAGGUUUAGACUUGUUUUUCUUAUCAGAUUUAACUGUUCAGUACACUUUAAUUCACUCAAGAAACCAGGUUAGUCAGAGAAGCCAGUUACUGCAGAAACCUGAUUACUGUAACUCUGCAUAUACAUGCAACAGGUUGGUAAUCUGAUUUCUCCCAUACUGCUGACUUUUGAAGCUUUACCUGCUUAAAUGAACUGUUGUAGUAAUAGAAUAUGCAGUUUUCCCACUAUUGUUCAUUUUGUUAAGAUAAACUGUGAUUGACAAGACGCCAUUAAACACUACCUGUGACUAUAUCAACAUGCAGUAUUGUUAACGAGAAAAGGUGAGACUAAAAUGAAAUUUAAAAAAUUAAAACUUCACCAAAAUCAGUCUUUAUUUUUGCUGACAAAAAAGAGGAGACAAAUUUUUUCCCUGCCAUGUCAGGAUUCCACCAGCAGGGCACAACAGGCUCAGUCAGGACUGGGAGUGACUUACAUCAGCUGUUACAGAAAGCAACUUGUGUCUCUUCAGGUUUGUGAUAUUCUUGCCAGCUAUUUAAUGGCCACAUCGCUUCCCCUCUGAUAAAGCAAUGCAUUGUGGGUUUUUUUCUGAGCCUCGUUGUUACUAAAAUGGCCCAAACAACACGUGUUUCUUUCUCCCAAGCCCUGUUGUUGUCAUUUUUAACUUUACAUCCAACUGCUCGACCAGACAUGAUCUGCGAAGCUGCAUUCUUAUUCCUUCAACCUGUGUUUGUCACCUGAAAAUGAUUAAAUUAGUUUGACUAAAAUAACAAAAAAAUGUUGGUUUGGGUAAACUAAACUGACAGAAAUGUUCAAUAUAGUCUGGUGAGUAAAAAAGACUAAAAACAGUUUUUACUGGCUUGAAAAGACUAAAAUGUGCAAACUUUUAGUCAACUUAAACUUGACUAAAUAGAGCAGCAUGAGGUAAAAACUAAAAAGGACAUUUGACAGGACUCAAACUAAAUAAGAAAUAGCUGACCCAUAUUUCCCGCUGCACAGCAUUCACAGCAGUACUUUCCCUCUCUGAAGUCUUUGUCAUUCAAAUGCGUUCAUGUAAAAUUCUGAUUAGAAACCGUUUUCUAUGUUUGGCCAAAAAAUCUGUUUUCUCCAGCAGGAUUCCAGCUGGGAAAUCAGGUUUCUGCAGUACUCUACCCCUGUUAUGGAAACCAGGUGUCUUGUUUACAUGAUGGUAAUGAAAUCAAAUUACUGGAGAAAGCCAACUGUUACCUGGUUACUUAGAGUAAGUGCAUGUAAAUUGUAUAAUAAAUUAAUAAAAUUAAUAAUAAAUUAAACCUUCAUGUCACUGUCAUAAACUGGCAGCUGUUCAUAGAGAAAGAAUAGCUGUCGAUGUCUCAUUAAUACAUGCUGGAAUUAAUGUAGGCCUCUAAUUUGUUAUUUCCUGCAUCCUGGUUUAGGAUUAAGACUAGAAUCAGAAUGAAGAUAAAAGUCAUGGUUUGUUUUCUGCAUGCAGAGGUUUGGAUCUAGAGGUUUAUUGAGGUCGAGGGUCUAUGGUCCUCACAAGUACUUAAAAAACACUGUUCUCACACAGACGUAUGAGGCUUAGUAAAGUACAGUACUAGUUUGUUUGUUAAACUGCCAAUGUUCCAGUGUGUGUGUGUGUGUGUGUGUGUGUGUGUAGGUGGACAUGUGUUUAAGUGUCUGUGAGCGCUGCCAGUAACUGGAUGCUCCAAUAUGUCUCUGAAUAUGUCUUGGCAGCCAUAUGAACCACUUGGCUGCUGAGUGGGAGAGGAGCAGAGGAGUAGGAGGGAGAGAAGAUGGGAGGCCUGACCUUGCAGAUGAUUCAGUCAAUGGAGUAAUCACAACUAUUCCUCUGAGUCUGCAGCACAAACAGGAGGUUACCAACAAGGCUGCGCUCACUUUUGCUGUCUCUUUUUCUUCUUCUCUUCAUUUAUCUCCGUCAUCUAGCUGGCAGUUGCACAUGUUUGUUUGUUGUUGUUUCUCUGGGGCAGACUUACACUGGCUCUGGUUUGUUUGGGUGAAAGUGGCUGUUUGUAUGUGGGUGUGUGUGCGAGGGGGGGGGCUUCAGCGCUGACACAGCAGCUGUUUUAACUGAUGUUUCCAUGAACUGGGGAGGGGUUCAAGUGCCUGCAAUAUCUUAUGAGUUUUUUUCCCCUCAUAUGCAAAUUUGAUAAUAUCCUAUAAUGCGUGUUUAUUAUUUGUGUCGUGUAAUUAAUGUUUGUGCGCCGCCCCUGUGACACACAGAUUCUUCCCAGAAAGCUAUUGUUUCUGGAGAUUUUUUUCAUCCUGGGAGAAAUGAGAAAUAUAUUGUUAUUGUUUCAUUGUGUUUUUAUGACCAUCCCUCAUUGUGUUUUAUUAUCCACAAUAUGGUACUACAGCGGUAAAAAAUGACUAAUAUGUAAGCACAGUGCAAUUUUCCCUUUUUACAACAGUGUAUCAUUAGGAACUGUUUCUGCCGUUCUCUGUACAUACAAUAUGAACCUUUUUUCAGUGAAUAAAGUGAGGGUAGUUUCGA
Chelmon rostratus (copperband butterflyfish) is the source of this 8301-nucleotide messenger RNA. RefSeq names its product partitioning defective 3 homolog. Gene Ontology annotation, biological process: intracellular protein localization; establishment or maintenance of epithelial cell apical/basal polarity; microtubule cytoskeleton organization. Lineage: Eukaryota; Metazoa; Chordata; Actinopteri; Chaetodontiformes; Chaetodontidae. The record is from RefSeq and is a predicted model, not a curated record. The transcript has 25 exons. Gene Ontology annotation, molecular function: phosphatidylinositol binding; protein binding. Gene Ontology annotation, cellular component: adherens junction; apical junction complex; apical plasma membrane. Bases 282 to 4469 code for a protein of 1395 amino acids.